Molecule: messenger RNA, 438 nt
Organism: Guillardia theta CCMP2712
Lineage: Eukaryota; Cryptophyceae; Pyrenomonadales; Geminigeraceae
Exons: 7
Coding region: 1-438 (145 amino acids)
Cellular component (GO): membrane; endomembrane system
Source: RefSeq, a predicted model, not a curated record
AUGAAACCUUCCUGGCAGAUCACUGUGACAAUAUCUCUAUGCACUAUCUACUUGCUUGCGAGGUGGCUAGCACCCAAAGAGGUAGAGGACGAUAGAGACAAGAGGAAGAAGAAGCAGCUGGAGCCCUUGGUGAAGGGCAAGGCGUACACCAAGGACGAGCUCUUCAAGUACAAUGGCUCGAACCCAUUGAAGCCCAUCCUCAUCGGCAUCAAGGGAAAUGUGUACGACGUGACUAAGGGAGGAGGAUUCUACGGCCCUGGGGGACCGUACGCUGCGUUUGCUGGUAGAGAUGCAUCGCGCAUGCUCGGGAAGGCACAAGUGAAGCCAGAUGAAAAGGAUCCUUCCAUUGAUGACUUCACCCCGAGCGAGAUCUCAAGCUUGAACGACUGGGAGAGCUUCUUCUCUGGCAAAUAUGAGCUCGUCGGGACCCUCAAGUAG